Messenger RNA from Epinephelus lanceolatus (giant grouper), 2570 nucleotides. NCBI's taxonomy places the organism in Eukaryota, Metazoa, Chordata, Actinopteri, Perciformes, Serranidae. The record is from RefSeq and is a predicted model, not a curated record.
AUGAGUCUUUCAGGGCUUCAGCUGGCAUUAACUGGUGCUCCUCCCAGUUCUGAGAUCUUCCUCUUCACUGAUGCAGCUGCUAAAGAUGUACACCUGAGAAGCACAGUGCUCGCACUCAUUGAGCAAACCAAGACGGUGGUUAACUUCAUGAUAACUGCCGUUCUGGGAUUUCGUCGUCGAAGGCAGAGUGAUGAUAGCCUCCAACAACAACAACAACAACCAAUCAGUCGAAUGGCAAGAUCAGAUGCUCAGCUGUACAGAGACCUGGCUCAGGCUUCAGGAGGUCUGGCUAUUGAAGUCUCAAAGAGUGAGCUCCUUGAAGCCACCAGCAUCAUAACACAGACAUCCAGCUCCUCUCUGGUGACCCUUCUGCAGGCAGCCAGGAAUCCAGGAAAGGCUGAAAAUUUCACCUUCACCAUUGACGAGUCGGUGAAAAACCUCACAGUUUACAUCACUGGGAACUCUGUGACCUUUACUCUUAUCAGCCCCUCAGGAGUGUCUCAGGAAAGCACCAACACGACAGGCUCACUGAUCACUGCAUCCCAGUCAGUGGGAAACUUCAAGACUCUGCAGCUAAAGCAACAAGUUGGACUGUGGGAAAUUCAAAUGGUGUCAACAAAUCCCUACAUUCUGAAGGUUGUAGGCGAAAGUCCAGUGGAUUUCCUGUUUAACUUUUUGGAGGAAUCGCAGGGCCCGUUCGGAGGUUUUGAUGUCGUAGACAAUCGUCCCAGAGCUGGUGUUAAUGGCAGCCUGAUGGUGACGCUGACCGGGAGUGAAUCCGCCACAGUGACAGAAGUCAUUCUGGUUGAAUCGUCUGGGUCGGGAGAGGUUAAUGGCAACGUGGAGGCUCAGGGUGGAGGAGACUUCUUGGCUCACUUUGACAGGAUACCAGCAGAGGAGUUUGUGGUGCUUGUGAAGGGGCAGAGCAACAAUGGUUCCUCCAGAAUGUCCUCAACAAACUUUCAAAGGCAGUCCCCCACCAACAUCAGAGCGUCUGCUGUGACUGUUACUUCUCCUGAUUCAGACAGCGUCUUAGUUCCAGGAACACCACUUUCAGUUCCCUUCACUGUGAUGACGAGCGGUGCAGGAGGAACCUUCAGCAUCCAAGCUACCAAUGACCAAAGUUUUCCCUCUACUUUCCCGUCCAGUUUAAUGCUGGAAACUGACGGCAGUGCCAACGGUACAGUGAACCUUACAGCACCUCUCAACACUGCGUCUGGUACUGUCGUCACCCUUACCAUUUCGGCCGAGGCUUCAGGAGGCGCAGACACCAACUACGUCGUGCGGCGUUUCACUGUCCUUGAAACGGUGACUGAUAUCACUAAGCCGGUGUGUGAGCUGCUCAGCCUACAGUCCAACUGCUCUGAUAACUGUGUGUUAUCAAUGUGGGAGCUCUCAGUUCAGGUGACUGAUGGUGCUAAUGGGACGGGUGUCGACCGUAUUACCCUCAGACAAGGCAACGGGACCUUGAACACCAGCUUGGCCACUGACAAUGAGAACAUAACCCUGGUUUCCUACAAUGCAUCUUGCUGUUCUCCUGAUGUGGAGCUGGUGGUUGUGGAUCGGGUGGGUAAUGUAGCCACAUGUUUCUACAGCGUCCGGAAAACUGCCGCCACCAGCUCACAAGCUGUGACCGUUGCUACAGCCACCAACAGUCCACAGCCUCCAACAGUAGCAGCUGUUGAGUCUUUGUCUAACAGAGCUGCUCAGUCUUUUCUUGUUUGCCUUAGCAUCACGGUCCUGGGGCUCAGUUUAACAUUUUAACUUGGGGUCAACUGAGUGCUUACAUGUUAGUGUGGGGGUGAGAUACAUUUAAAAAUGUGCUUUUGGCUUUGGAAAAUAAACUACAUACUCUAUACACUCAGUUGCCAGUUUUUUAGGUACACAUAACUAAAACUUAUGCAGUUUGAUCCUAUAAUAAUAAAGUACAUGUUUUGUUCACUAACACCCAAAAACUGAAAAAAUAUGCAAACAAAAAGCUUGAAAUAAGGAAUAUUACAUACAUGUAUAACAUUUUGUAUCAGAGCUGGAACCAUGAAACACAACCGUUACAAAGGACAAUACCACGGUAAAAUUGAUAAUACCAUCCAUUACUAUCACUGUACCACAGUAGUUUUUUGUAAAGGAACAUUCAGUUUUCACUUAAAGCAUCUGAGAGAGGUUUAAUUCAACUUUAUGGUUAUGUUGGAGGCUAUAGUGUUGUUGAACUGUAAUGCGUUACACAUAUAGGUGCUUCUUAUAUUUGGUCCAGCUAAACUGAUUUAGUCAGGGGAACCUAAUAAUCUGGCUCGUGAGUGUGUGUACAACUUGGUGAAUCAUACCACUGUAAAACAAUGUUGAAAUCUUUAAGCUAUGUGAUAUAAACAUGUUCUGUAGGCAUUACAGGGCACUUGGUGGUAGUGUAAAACCUUCUUUAAAGGGUUAUGGGGUUGUGAAUAUAUUAGGGAGAUUUGAUCAUGUCAGUUUAAUUAUGAUAUCUCAAUCAAGGAUCAUUCAUUAAUGUUUUUAGUGCUACUGAUGUUAAGUUGUGGAAUGGGGUUCUGUUUACACAUAAAUAAAAUUUAAAACCC